Messenger RNA from Chrysochloris asiatica (Cape golden mole), 7116 nucleotides. RefSeq names its product collagen alpha-4(VI) chain-like. The coding region runs from base 1 to 7116 and encodes 2371 amino acids. Gene Ontology annotation, biological process: extracellular matrix organization. Gene Ontology annotation, molecular function: serine-type endopeptidase inhibitor activity; extracellular matrix structural constituent conferring tensile strength. NCBI's taxonomy places the organism in Eukaryota, Metazoa, Chordata, Mammalia, Afrosoricida, Chrysochloridae. The record is from RefSeq and is a predicted model, not a curated record. The transcript has 39 exons.
AUGAAGACUUGGAACAUAUUUUGGGGGAUCAUCUUCCUUGCAGCUCACUUUGACUUCAUGAAAUCACAGAAAACUGUCUGCAGGAAGGAUUCUGUGGGAGAUAUCGUGUUUCUGGUGGACACCAGCAUCAACCCUCAACAGGCCCGCCAUGUGCAAAAAUUCUUGUCGUCUAUGGUUACUGGUUUCAAUGUUGGCAGAGAGACCAUCCGCGUGGGUCUGGCCCAGUACAGUGAUGCACCCAGCUCAGAGUUCCUACUUUCCACUUACCUCCACAAGAAUGAUGUGCUGAACCACAUUAAGAACUUUCCAUUUAAGCCUGGGGGCAGGAAGACAGGCCUGGCCUUGCAGUUCAUCCUAGAUCACCACUUCCAGGAAACAGCAGGGAGCCGUGCAAAGCAAGGAGUACCUCAGGUUGCCAUUGUGAUCAGCAAUGGCCCUUCUGAGGACUAUGUUUCUGAAGCUGCAGAGGCACUGAGGAGAGCAGGCAUCCUGCUUUAUGCUGUUGGUGUCAGAAAUGCUGUUUGGGAAGAGCUCAGAGACGUGGCAAGUAGUCCUGUGGAGAAGUUUGCUACUUUGGUUCCCAACUUCCUUGGUCUGAACAAUCUUGCCCAGAAGCUGUGGCAAGAGCUCUGUGAUACUUUGAGAGAAGAAACUCAACUUGUUGGCCAUGUUUCACCAGCUUGCAGAGAAGCAUCCCUGCUGGACAUUGUGUUCCUAGUGGACAGCUCGACCAGCAUUGGACCCCCAAACUUCCAGAUAGUGAAGGACUUCCUUUACUCUGUUGUCUUGGGGCUUGACAUCGGUAGUGACCAAGUCCGGGUAGGACUUGUUCAGUAUAAUGACAACAUCUACCCAGCCUUUCAGCUGAAUCAGUACCCUCGGAAGAGCGUAGUCCUGGAGCAGAUCCAGAACCUACCCUACCGCACAGGAGGCACAAACACGGGAAACGCCCUGGAGUUCAUAAGGACCAACUACUUGACUGAGGCAGCUGGCAGCCGGGCCCAGAACAGGGUUCCUCAGAUAGUUAUCCUGGUAACAGAUGGGGAAUCAAGUGAUGAAGUCCAGGAGAUCGCUGACAGGUUGAAAGAAGAUGGAGUUGUUAUGUAUGUGGUAGGAAUUAAUGUUCAGGAUGUCCAAGAGUUGCAAAAAAUAGCCAGUGAGCCAUUUGAGAAGUUUCUCUUCAACAUCGAAAACUUCCACAUCCUGCAGGAGCUCUCAGGAAGCAUUCUUCAGACUCUGUGUUCAGCAGUGGAGGGUAAGAUUAAAGAAUUCAACCAGGCUUAUGCAGAUGUGGUCUUUCUUGCUGACACCUCUCAGAACACAUCAUGGUCUAGUUUCCAGCGGAUGAAGAAUUUCAUCUUGGGAGUGGUUGGCAUGUUGGAGGUUGGCAGAGACAAAUACCAGAUUGGUCUGGCUCAAUAUGGUGAUCAAGGUCACACUGAAUUUUUGUUCAACACCUACCAGACACAGAAGGAAAUAACUACUCACAUCCAGAAGCAGUUUAAGCUCCAGGGUGGCUCUAGGAGAACAGGAAAGGCUCUCAGGUACCUUCUUCAGACCUUCUUCCAAGAGAAAGCAGGAAGCCGGUUUCUCCAGGGAAUUCCCCAGUAUGCAGUGGUCAUUACUUCGGGCAAGUCUGAGGAUGAGAUCUUGGAGGCAGCACAGGUACUGAGGGAGAAAGGUGUGAAAAUCAUGUCUGUGGGCAUGCAGAAUUUCAACAGGAAAGAACUGGAGGGAAUGGGAACUCCAUCUCUUGUAUAUGAGAUGCAAGGAGAAGAUGGAACCAGACAGAUGCUGCAGGAUGUGCGUGUGGUGAUCCAAGAGACCAAGGAGCCAGAGUUCAGGAUCCAGGUCAAUGAGGAGGCAGAAGUAGCAUGUGCAACUGUUGUUCCAGCUGACUUAGUAUUCCUGGUUGAGGAAUUUAGCAGCGCUAGUCAAUCCAAUUUCCAGCAAGUUGUCAACUUCCUAAAGUCCACUGUCAGGUCACUAAGAAUCCAUCCUGAUGCGGUGAGAAUUGGCUUGGUCUUUUACAGUGAGGAGCCAUACCUUGAGUUCUCGCUGGAUACAUUUCAGAAUCCAACACAAAUUUUGAAGCAUCUGGAGAAAUUAACCUAUCGAGACAGGGGAGGAAGAAAGCUCAAGACUGGUGCCGCUUUGAAUUUCCUAAGGAACAGGGUUUUCAUUCAGGAGAAGGGUAGCCGGUCCAACCAAGGUGUGCAGAAGAUAGCUGUGGUCAUCAUGGACAGCGUCUCGCAGGAUAAUGUAUCCAGACCAGCAUCUCUCCUCCGGAGGGCAGGGGUUACGGUCUAUGCAGUGGGUACCCAGAUUGCUUCAGAGAGCAAGGACCUGGAGAAAAUGGUGUCCUAUCCUCCUUGGAAGCAUGCGAUCCCCCUGGAAUCUUUCCUGCAACUCUUCAUUGUGAGGAACAAAAUUAAGAACCAACUCUGCACUGAAAUUGUGGGCAAAAUGGAUUUAGAUUUUCGGGAGGGCUACCCCCCACCAAAAGGUUGUACACAUAUUGAGAAGGCAGAUAUUUACUUCCUUAUUGAUGGUUCUGGCAGUAUCAUACAAGAAGAUUUUCUUGAAAUGAAGGUGUUCAUGAAUAAGGUGAUAAAGAUGUUCCAGGUCGGGCCUGACAAAGUACAGUUUGGAGUCGUUCAGUACUCAUACAAAACUCAGAGUCAGUUUAUUCUCAGCCAGUAUUCCAGUGUAGCAGGGCUGAAGGUAGCCAUUGAUGCCAUCCGACAGUUAGGAGGUGGAACCAACACAGGUCAGGCUUUGAAUGAUAUGAAGCAGAUCAUUGUAGACACUGCCCGCAGCAACGUACCUCAACAUCUCAUUGUCAUCACUGAUGGGGAAUCCGAUGACCCGGUGGCUGAGGCUGCAGAAGCCUUGAGGCAAGCUGACAUCAUCAUCUACGCAAUUGGAGUACGAGACGCCAACACUGAUGAACUAAGAAAAAUCGCUACAGACAAGAUUUUCUUUGUUAAUGAAUUUGACUCCUUGAAUGCCAUUCAACAAGAAGUGGUACAGGACAUCUGCUCCUCAGAGAUCUGUAAGGAUAAGAAAGCUGAUAUUAUGUUCCUGAUAGAUGGUUCAGAAAGCAUCUCACCAAAUGACUUUGAAAAGAUGAAGAGAUUCAUGGAGAGAAUGGUGAACAUAUCUAAUAUUGGUUCUGAUGAAGUUCAGAUUGGCCUUUUGCAGUUCAGCACAGAUCCGCGGGAAGAAUUCAUGCUCAACCAAUACUCUUCAAAGGUGGACAUUCUCAGAGCAAUAAGUGAUGUUCAGCAAAUAAAUGAUGGCACCCACACUGGGAAAGCCCUGAAUUUCGCCCUGCCUUUUUUUGACAGUUCAAGAGGAGGAAGACCCAGUGUUCAUCAGUAUUUGAUUGUGAUCACUGAUGGGGUUGCAAAGGAUGAUGUAGCAAUACCAGCCAAGGCCCUCAGGGACAGAAACAUCAUUAUUUUUGCCAUUGGGGUGGGAGAAGCCAAAACAUCUCAACUUUUGGAGAUUACUAAUGACCAGAGCAAAGUGUACUAUGGAGAAAACUUUGCGUCCCUUCAGAACCUGGAGAAGGACAUACUUUAUCAGGUCUGCACCCCACAAGAAUGCAACCUGGAGUUGUCUGUAAGCAUUGAUAUCUCAACUUCCAAAAGACAAGUUCAGCAGAAGCUUCAAGAAUUACUGCCAGAACUGAUGCAACAGUUGGCUUUUCUUUCCAACAUCAGCUGUGGUAGUGUUCCUGGUCAGAUCAACACGAAGUUCCGCUACUUGGUGCCUGACCCAAAUGGGCAGAUUAUCUUUGACUCAUCCUUUGUGAAUUCUAAUGAUGGGAUCACCCAGAUGUUGUUGGCUGCCAAGAAUAGCCAUAUGGAUGUGAAUUUUUUGCAGUCACUGGGAGACGUUAUUCACCUGACUUCUGCUAAAGUGAAGGUCCUUUUAGUAUUUACAGAUGGACUGGACGAUGAUUUAGAGAGACUAAAGGAAAAAUCCCAGGUCAUCCGCACCUCGGGGCUCUCUGGACUCCUAAUGGUUGGUCUGGAAGGUGUGCAGAAAUUAGAAGAACUCCAAGAGCUGGAAUUUGGCAGAGGAUUUGCAUAUAAACAACCUCUGAGUAUCACACUAAGAUCUCUCCCAAGCCACUUACUGCAGCAACUUGACACAAUUGUAGAGAGAACAUGCUGCAAUAUGCCUGGCCAAUGCUUUGGAGAAGAAGGGGACAUGGGCCAUGAUGGGGAUCCUGGGAGCAAGGGAAAGAAGGGUCUUGCUGGAUUACCUGGCUAUCCUGGUGAAGAAGGCAUACCUGGAGAAAGAGGCCCUCAGGGUCUUCCUGGACCCCGAGGGGAGGAAGGGUGUCAGGGUCUGAGAGGUCCUAAGGGAGCAAGAGGAUUUGCAGGAGAGAGGGGUGGCCUUGGUGAGGAAGGUAUUGACGGCUUGAAUGGAGAACAGGGUGAACAUGGAGUCCCAGGAUCAUCUGGAGAAAAAGGAAGUAGAGGAAAUCGGGGAUUGACGGGACCCCCAGGAAGACCUGGAGAGCGUGGAGCACUAGGUUUAAGGGGAGAUCCUGGGGAUCCUGGAACUGAUAGUUACUUCCAAGGCCCUAAGGGAGAAAAAGGAAGGCGUGGGCAUCAGGGACCUUCUGGUUUUGACGGACUUCAAGGAGAAAAUGGAAACAUCGGUCUUAAUGGGCAAAGAGGAAGACAAGGUGGGCCAGGGUUGAAGGGUGUGCGUGGACAAAUUGGUGAACAGGGUUACCAAGGAGAGCGUGGAAAUCCAGGCCAACAGGGACCAAGAGGAAGGCAAGGGACACCAGGAGUUACUGGACAAAGAGGCUUACUGGGUGCUCAGGGGAAUCCUGGGUCUCCAGGGACAUAUGGCUCUAAUGGAAAAGAAGGGCCAAGAGGAAUAAAGGGAGAGCUUGGUGAAGCAGGAGACGAAGGCCCACGGGGACCACAAGGACCAAGAGGGCCACCUGGUUUUCUUGGUCCAGAUGGAUAUGGACGUCCAGGAAGAAAAGGAGCAAAGGGCAAACCUGGAUUUCCUGGCUUUCCUGGUACACAAGGAGAAGAUGGAGACCCGGGCCACCAAGGAGAGAAGGGGAUGAAGGGAAUUAGAGGGAAGAGGGGUAAUGCUGGCUUUCCUGGAUUUGCUGGGAUUCCAGGGGAUCAAGGCCCACCAGGGCAAAUGGGUGUCAAAGGUCCCAAAGGUUUGGUAGAUAUGAUGCCCUGUGAAAUUGUCACUCUCACACGGGAAAACUGCCCUUGUUCAACAGGUGUUUCCAAAUGCCCGGCAUUCCCAACUGAAGUGGUCUUUGCUUUGGACAUGUCAAAUGAUGUCUCCCAGUUGGAUUUUGAGAGGAUCAGAGGCAUUUUAUUAUCUCUGUUGAUGAAGAUAGAAAUAAGUGAGAGUAACUGCCCAACGGGUGCCCGAGUGGCCAUUGUUUCAUACAAUGCUGAAACAGAUUACCUGGUUCGCUUCUCAGACUACAAGGGGAAGACUGACCUCCUGCAGACUGUUAGGAAAAUCCCUCUGCAACGGUCAUCUGGCCGCCGGAACCUUGGGGCCACCAUGAGGUUUGUGGGGAGACAUGUCUUCAAACGUGUGCGCUCAGGUCUUCUCCUGAGAAAAGUGGCUGUAUUCUUUGAGGCUGGCUGGACCUAUGAUGCAGCUUCCAUUAACACGGCCACACUGGAACUCAGUGCACUGGACAUCGUUCCUGUGAUCAUCACAUUUACAAAGGAGCACAACCUCCCGGAUGCCUUGCUGAGGGAUGUGACCAACAGAUUCCACCUGUUCAUCUGGGAGACUGAGGAGCAGCAGGACGUGGAGUAUAUGACCCAUUGCACUCUCUGUUACGACAAGUGCCGGCCCCACCCGAACUGUGAGCGGAUUGUGUCCAGGCCCUUGGAGGUGGAUGUGGACGUGGCAUUCGUGGUAGACGGCUCCCACAGCGCCAGCGCGGACUCUUACCUCGGGGCCUUGAACCUGGUGGCGGCAGUGCUAGACGACCUGGAGGUGGCCGCACAGCCAGAUGCGUCCCACCGCGGGGCGCGAGCAGCCCUGGUGACAUACACGACUCCUGGCUUCAGGCCCGGCUCGGGGAGACCCCCAGUGAUGGAGAGCUUCCAUCUAACCUCCUAUGGUCACAGUGCUCAGAUGCAGCAGCGUGUAAAUGAGGCCGCGGGCCGUCCUCCUCAGGGAGCCCCCGCCCUAGGCCACGCCCUCGAGUGGACUUUGGAGAGGAUGCUUCUGGCAGCUCCACUACCACGGAAAGCUCGGGUCUUGUUUGCCAUUGUGGCCAGCGAGACCAGCGACUGGGACCGGGAGAAGCUGAGGACUUUGUCCCUGGAAGCCAAGUGCAAGGGUGUUGCUCUAUUUGUGCUGGUCAUAGGUCUGAAUGUGGGGCCCUUCGAGCUGGCUGAGCUAAACCGCGUGGCCAGCACCCCCUCUGAGCAGCACCUGCUUCACCUAGAAGGCGUCUCAGACUUAGAGGUGGCCUAUGCUCUGAGAUUCACAAGAGCCUUUUUCAGCCUCCUAAACAGUGAAACAAACCAGUACCCACCUCCAGAACUCACUGUUGAAUGUGGGGGCCCCAAUCGUGGGGACACUCUGCUGCAGCCACUCAUGCCUAUGGAGAGGUUGUCCACACGCCAGUUUAACAUGUCUACCUUUGCUGAUGAUUUGGAAGCACUUGAAGCAACUGACAUUUUUCUAGAAGAAGCCAUGACAACGUCUGUAACUCAACAAGAAACACUUGAAAAUUAUUAUGAUGAAAAGCACAAAUAUAACUCUGCUAAAAAUGAACUAGAAACCCCAGCAAAACCAGAAGAAACAGGAAAAGAACUAAAUUUAAGCACCACCUAUGGUCCCUGCUUCAUGGGUCCAGAGGAAGGUGAGUGCCAGGAUUAUAUCCUGAAAUGGUACUACAACAAGGAGGAGCAAGCUUGCCAGCAGUUCUGGUAUGGAAGCUGUGGGGGCAAUGGCAAUCGGUUCGACACCAGGGAAGAAUACUCUUUCUAUAUGGCAGAAAGAGAGCUGGAAACUGGGAAUGUUCAGAAUGGUCAGACUCGAAGUGUGGAUCCAUCCGGAAAAAAAGAAACAGGCCAGCGAGUGUAG